AUGCAGGACGCCUGCACUGCUCGCAAAGCUGAGGAGAUCCAAGGCUACGCGGACCGCAACGAAUGGAAAAACUUCUUCUCUGCGAUCAAAGCUGUCUACGGUCCGCUGACGAAGGGCACUGCUCCUCUCCUCAGCGCCGACGGCAGCACUCUCCUGACUGAGAAGACGCAAAUCCUUCAGCGAUGGGCCGAGCACUUCCGAGGCGUCCUCAACCGCCCUUCCGUCAUCUCCGACGCCGCCAUCGCCCGCUUGCCGCAAGUGGCGACCAACGCGGACCUCGACCUCCCGCCAUCUCUCCAGGAAACGAUCAGAGCCGUGCAACAGCUCUCCAGCGGGAAAGCACUCGGAUCGGACGCAAUCCCUGCUGAGGUCUACAAGCAUGGAGGUCCCCUACUGAUGGAUCACCUGACUGCGCUCUUCCAGGAGAUGUGGCGUCAAGGUAAAGUCCCUCAAGAUUUCAAGGACGCGACUAUCGUGCACCUUUACAAGCGAAAAGGGAAUCGCCAAGUCUGCGACAAUCACCGCGGCAUCUCCCUACUGAACAUCGGCGGGAAGAUCUUCGCUCGCAUCCUGCUCCACCGCCUCAAUAACCAUCUAGAACAGGGCCUUCUGCCGAAAAGCCAAUGUGGCUUCCGUCGUCAUCGUGGGACCACGGGUAUGAUCUUCGCCGCCCGCCAACUUCAGGAGAAGUGCCAGAAGAUGCGGACCCACCUGUACUCUACCUUCGUGGACCUGACGAAAGCCUUCGACACGGUGAAUCGUGAAGGACUGUGGAAGAUCAUGCAGAAAUUCGGCUGUCCGGAGCGAUUCACUCAGAUGGUGCGUCAGCUGCACGACGGUAUGAUGGCGUGAGUCACGGACAACGGAGCUGUCUCAGAGGCAUUCGCAGUGACCAACGGAGUGAAGCAGGGCUGUGUGCUGGCACCAAACCUCUUCAGUUUUAUGUUCUCUGCCAUGUUGAUGGACGCCUACCGCGACGAACGCCCCGGGAUCCGCAUCGCCUAUAGAACGGACGGUCAUCUCCUGAAUCAACGGCGAAUGCACUUCAAAUCGCGCGUAUCCACAACCACCGUGCACGAACUCCUCUUCGCCGACGACUGCGCCCUGAACACCACCUCGGAAGAGGAGAUGCAACGCAGCAUGGACCUCUUCGCUGCCGCCUGCGAGAACUUUGGGCUGGUCAUUAACACGCAGAAGACGGAGAUGAUGAUCAAGCGCCACCCAACUCAGUCACAGCCCCCAACACGCCGCAAAUCAACGUGA
Spirometra erinaceieuropaei is the source of this 1263-nucleotide messenger RNA. Lineage: Eukaryota; Metazoa; Platyhelminthes; Cestoda; Diphyllobothriidea; Diphyllobothriidae. The record is from the annotation of a GenBank genome assembly.